AUGUGGUCCCGAAUGAACCGAGCCGCUGAGGAGUUUUACUCUCGUCUCCUGCGGGAGUUUGAUGAAGAAAAGAAAGGAAUCCAUAAAGACCCAUUUAUCUAUGAGACUGAUGUUCAAGGGCAGUUGAUCGGCAAAGGCCAACCAAACCCUUUGAAAAAUAUUCUAAAUGAAAAUGAUAUGAUAUUCAUUGUAGAGAAAUUGUUAUGGCAGUUAAUUGGACUUUACACUAUGGCUCACAAUCCUAAUAUGACCCACUUGAAGACUAAUCAUCCAGUUACUGCCCUUCCUGCCCUGUGGGUGAGGUGUGACAGUUCAGAUCCUGAAGGGACCUGUUGGCUGGGAGCUGAGCUUGUCACCACAAAUGACAACAUUACAGGAAUUGUCUUAUAUACGGUCAGUUGUAAAGCUGAUAAAAAUUAUUCUGUAAAUCUUGAAGACCUAAAAAGUUCACAUAAGAAAAGACAUCACUUGUCUACUGUAACAGCCAGGGGCUUUGCCCAGUAUGAGCUGUUUAAGUCCACGGCCUUGGACGACACACUUGCCGCAUCACAGACUACGAUCACUUUGGAUAUUUCCUGGAGUCCCGUGGAUGAGAUUCUUCAAACCCCUCCACUUUCCUCAACUGCAACCCUGAAUAUUAAAGUGGAAUCGGGAGAGCCCAGAGGUCCUUUGAAUCAUCUCCAGAGAGAAGUGAAAUUUCUCCUUGUCUUGGCUGAUGGUUUGAGGACGGGUGUAAGCGAAUGGCCUGAGCCUCUGGAAGUAAAGUCUGCUGUUGAUCUUGUGCAGGAAUUUCUGAAUGACUUAAAUAAGCUGGAUGGAUUUGGUGAUUCUACAAAAAAAGACACAGAGACAGUGAAGCAUGACAGUGCUGCAGUUGACCGUACCAUCGAGUGUCUUUUCACAGUGCGGGGCGAUCUCGAUUUUGCUGAGCAGCUGUGGUUCAAAAUGAGCAGUAGUGUGAUUUCUUAUCAAGACUUGGUGAAAUGUUUCACGCUGAUCAUCCAGAGUCUACAACGUGGUGAUAUACAACCAUGGCUCCAUAGUGGGAGUAACAGUUUACUAAGUAAGCUUAUUCAUCAGUCUUAUCACGGAACCAUGGAUACAAUUUCUCUCAGUGGGACUGUUCCAGUUAAGAUGCUUUUGGAAAUUGGUCUGGACAAACUAAAGAAAGAUUAUAUCAGCUUUUUCAUAGGUCAGGAACUUGCAUCUUUGAAUCAUUUGGAAUAUUUCAUAACUCCAUCAGUAGAUAUACAAGAACAGGUGUGUCGUGUUCAAAAACUCCACCAUAUUCUAGAAAUAUUAGUCAGUUGCAUGCUUUUCAUUAAACCCCAACAUGAGCUCCUCUUUGCUUUAACACAAUCCUGCAUAAAAUACUACAAACAAAAUCCUCUUGACGAGCAACACAUUUUUCAGCUGCCAGUCAGACCAACUGCUGUAAAAAGCUUAUAUCAAAGUGAGAAGCCACAGAAAUGGAAAGUGGAAAUCAGUGGUGGUCAGAAGAAGGUGAAAACAGUUUGGCAGCUGAGUGACAGUGCACCUGUAGACCAUCUGAGUUUCCACAAACCUGAUGUUUCUGAAUUAACAUUAAAUGGUAGCCUGGAAGAAAGGAUGUUCUAUACUAACAUGGUCACCUGCAGCCAGGUGCAUUUCAAGUGAAGUGUGCCAAUGGAGUCCUCUGUAAGCACAAGCCAAAAC
Molecule: messenger RNA, 1695 nt
Organism: Puma concolor (puma)
Lineage: Eukaryota; Metazoa; Chordata; Mammalia; Carnivora; Felidae
Source: RefSeq, a predicted model, not a curated record